Molecule: messenger RNA, 1516 nt
Organism: Marasmius oreades (fairy-ring Marasmius)
Lineage: Eukaryota; Fungi; Basidiomycota; Agaricomycetes; Agaricales; Marasmiaceae
Exons: 12
Coding region: 193-1383 (396 amino acids)
Biological process (GO): transmembrane transport
Cellular component (GO): membrane
Molecular function (GO): transmembrane transporter activity
Source: RefSeq, a predicted model, not a curated record
GGUAAAGACUGUACCGACGCUACUGCGCACUGAGCUUGCCUUGUAAGUCUUGGUUCCUCGAAAACAAUACACUGAUAUUCUCGGCUUCCCCUCCAGCCUCGAGGUGCAUUUGCGAAUACCCUGUAAUCGUCUGGAGCCGCUUACCUGACAUCCGCGAUAAAGGUUGUCGAAAAGCGACUAUAGUGAUAACAGAUGGCGAACUCCAGUAAUGACCACCAAAAAAUCGACACCCUUGAUAUUCCUCCAGAGUAUGACGCUAGGAGUACGAAAAGCGAUGAGGUCGAAAAUCCACCAAUACGACCAAAGCGAUUACCUAUCGAGUACUCCUCACCUAGUGCUUUCUUCAGAAGUGUCGGCAGGAGGUUUAGCAUGAUGUGGACCAAACGGUUCUUCCUCUCGUUGUUGGCGGGUCAAUUGGUAUCGCUGUGCAUAACAUGCACUAAUGUUACCACUACGGAGCUCGCGAUUCGUGGGUGGGCAUUGCCUACUACUCAGUCCCUGUUCUUAUACUUCACGUUGUUUAUUAUUUACACACCAUUCACGAUAUACAGAUAUGGCUUGAAAGGCUGGGCGGAGAUGGUUUUCCGAGAUGGGUGGAAAUACUUCAUAUUGGCCGCUGCCGAUGUAGAAGCCAACUUCAUGGUCGUCAAAGCCUAUCAGUACACUGAUCUCUUAUCGUGCAUGUUGCUCGACGCGAUGGCUAUCCCUUCUUGCCUGUUUUUCUCGUGGCUAUGGAUGCGGACAAAGUAUCACUGGACCCAACUCCUGGGUGUGAUCAUUUGCUUAGGAGGUUUGGCCAUGCUUGUUGGCUCCGAUAUUAUAACGGACAAGACCGCUUCCAGUGGUGUACUUAAUAGAGCCGAAGGUGAUGGAUUCAUGAUUGCCGGUGCCAUUCUGUAUGGUUUUACCAACGCAACUGAGGAACUGUUCGUGCGUAAAAGGCCAUUGUACGAGGUCGUCGGUCAAUUGGGAAUGUGGGGCGUCAUUAUCAGUAUUGCUCAAGCUGGUGGUUUAGAAGCGCGUGAUUACAAGCUUCACACCUGGAACGGAGCAACAGUUGGACUGAUCCUCACUUACACUGUUGGAAUGCUCAUCCUAUACACCGUUGCACCCCUUCUUUACCGAAUGGCAUCUUCGGCGUACUAUAAUCUCAGUAUACUGUCUGCCGAUUUCUAUGGCCUGCUGUUUGGUUUGUUCCUAUACCACUACCGUCCUUACUGGCUUUACUUCGUUUCCUUCGCCGUCGUCAUCCUAGGUUUGAUCACCUACUUUUGGUGGUCCGCGCCGGAGGAGCAAGGAAAGCUGAUUGCACAAGCUCCGGAAUACGUGCAAGAGAGGCGAGAGAACUUACGAGGUCGUCAGAAAAUCGCUGGGAAUGUAUGAUUAGGUCUGAAUUUAAUUGGAUUUUCAAGCCCAACGACACCAUGGUUUCAAGUCCGGAUUAUUAUUAUUAUCAUGUAUCGUAGUCGUAUAUUCUGCUUGAUAUCCUCCGGUAUGAUCUUUAACAAUCCUUUAC